GUUUAUCAUUAGCAGUCUUUUUCUCUUCUUUCGCCCUCAAUAAGAUUUCUAUAUCAGACUGCCAUAUCAGUCAUAGGUCAAAGAAUGGAUUAUUCGUUUAUAUCGCAAACAACUCUGCGGUAAGAAAAAGAUAUAAAGUUUAAGAUGAAUAUGCUGGCUAAAGCUCGUACAAUUUCUAGUAAGUUAAGUAUUCGCUAUUACAGUCAAAAAGUUGGUAUUAUCGGAGUACCCUUUGACAAAGGACAGGAAAAAGAAGGAGUAGCUCGUGGACCUGAAAUGAUUAGAGCAGCGAGAUUAGUAGACGAAUUAAAAAUAUUAGACUUAGAUGUGCGAGAUUAUGGCAAUGUGUCCUACGAUGCAAAUAAUAUAAAUGAUAUAAAAAAUAUGUCACAUUUGGGUCAUGUGGCUAAUUGUAUGAAUAAUUUAUCUAAACAAAUUCGACAAGUGUUACGUGAUGGCAGACAAGUAUUAACGAUUGGUGGUGAUCAUAGCUUGAGUAUUGGUACUAUCGACGGACAUAUCAAGGAAAGACAAAAUGUGGCAGUAAUAUGGGUUGAUGCUCACGCAGAUUUAAAUACUAACAAAACCAGUGAAAGCGGAAACGUACAUGGAAUGCCUGUAGCAUUAUUAACUUCGGAGCUGGCUGAUUAUUGGCCAUAUUUACCAGGCAUGGACUGGCAAAUGCCAAUAUUAUCUAUCAGAAACGUAGCUUAUAUUGGUUUGAGAUCCAUAGAUCGCUAUGAAAGAUUAGUGAUUGAAAAAUUUGGUAUUACCGCUUAUGGCAUGGAAGAUAUAGAACGUUAUGGUAUUCACGAUGUGAUGCAUAUGGCACUUAAUAAGAUAGAUCCUCAUAAUUCGAGAUCUCUACACGUUAGCUUCGAUAUCGACGCAUUAGAUCCGCUUGAGGCACCUAGCACUGGAACACCAGAUCAUUUUUGUGACCUGUACGCGGCACGGCGCAUUUUCCAGAUGCCAUUUUCAAGCCGCCAUUGCACUGUUGUCAUAAAAAAUUAAAGUUUGAAAAAAAUAUAUUUUUUACAUUGUAAUGUUCAUAAAUUGUAUCUUAAAUUUCAAAUCAAUCUACGCGUUACAUUUUUCCAAAAAAAUUCUUGAAAAAUAAGCUGUUUACAUGAGUUUCCCCCCUUAAUAAAUAAUCACUGAUUAACAUUGCUAUUCAAAUUUAGUCAUGAAUUUUUUCAAGUAUUAUAUUAUACACUUUAAAAAGUAUCAUUUAAACUUUCCAUAUACUACAAUAAAAUGACAAUGUACUUUAAUUAUGUUCAUGAUACAGAAACUAACUACAUUUCUAGCCGUAAAAA
This is a messenger RNA of Monomorium pharaonis (pharaoh ant), 1319 nucleotides long. It is a transcript of the gene arg, whose product is annotated as arginase, hepatic. The record is from RefSeq and is a predicted model, not a curated record. Gene Ontology annotation, cellular component: cytosol; nucleus; cytoplasm. The transcript has 7 exons. Gene Ontology annotation, molecular function: manganese ion binding; arginase activity. Lineage: Eukaryota; Metazoa; Arthropoda; Insecta; Hymenoptera; Formicidae. The coding region runs from base 145 to 1014 and encodes 289 amino acids.